Molecule: messenger RNA, 3276 nt
Organism: Lathyrus sativus (Indian pea)
Lineage: Eukaryota; Viridiplantae; Streptophyta; Magnoliopsida; Fabales; Fabaceae
Source: the annotation of a GenBank genome assembly
AUGGGAAAGCAAAAGCAACAAGUAAUUUCCCGCUUCUUCGCCCCCAAACCCAAACCCCCUUCAUCAACCACCGAUUCGCCUCCACCCUCAUACUCUCCCUCUCGUCCCACUCCUCCCACUCCCAAAAUCUCCACCACCGUCUCUUUCUCUCCAUCCAAACGCCGCCUUAUCUCCCAACUAACAUCAUCCCCUAACAAACAACCCAAACUCUCCCCAAACCCUGUACCCUCUCCAUCCAAUCCCUCCCUCCACCAACGCUUCCUCCAGAAGCUUCUAGAACCUUCUCCUCCUUCAGACCCACAACUCCCUUCGUCUUCCCAACCGGUAAAGUUUACUCCUUUAGAGGAACAGGUAGUGGAACUCAAAGCUAAAUACCCUGAUGUUCUUUUAAUGAUUGAAGUUGGUUACAAGUAUCGGUUUUUCGGCCAAGAUGCCGAGACUGCUGCUAGAGUUUUGGGUAUAUAUGCACAUAUGAAUCAUAACUUUUUAACUGCUAGCAUACCAACUGUUCGAUUGCAUGUCCAUGUGAGGAGGCUUGUGAGUGCAGGGUAUAAAGUUGGUGUUGUUAAGCAGACUGAGACUGCUUCUAUUAAGGCCCAUGGUGAGAACCGGGCGGGGCCAUUUUGCCGAGGUUUGUCGGCAUUGUAUACGAAGGCCACGCUGGAGGCGGCUCAGGAUUUAGGGGGAGGGGAAGAUGAGUGUGGGUCAGUGAGUAACUACUUGCUGUGUGUUGUGGAGAAGAGCAUUUUGGGGGAGAGAAAAUCUAAUUUUGGUGUGGAAGUUGGUUUUGAUGUGAGGAUUGGGAUUGUUGGUGUGGAGAUAUCAACGGGAGAUGUUGUUUAUAGAGAGUUUAAUGACAAUUUUUUGAGGAGUGAACUUGAGGCUGUCGUUGUUAGCUUGUCUCCUGCUGAGUUGCUUCUUGGGGAUCCUCUUUCCAAACAAACUGAGAAGUUAUUAUUGGCUUUUGCUGGACCCUCCUCAAAUGCUCGUGUGGAGCGUGCCUCACGAGAUUGCUUCACUGAUGGAGGCGCUUUAGCUGAAGUUAUGACCUUGUAUGAAAACAUGCGUGUUGAUAGUCCAUCAGAUUUGAUGCAAGGCAAUGAAUUGACUGAGCAUAAAAGUCAGCAGAUGGAAGUCAAGGAGGCCAUGAACCUUCCAGAUUUGGUUGUCGAAGCUCUAGCUUUAACUAUACGCCAUUUGAAGGGAUUUGGUUUUGAAAGAAUUCUGUGCUCAGGUGCUUUAAGGCCCUUUGUAAACAAUACUGAAAUGACUCUCUCAGCCAAUGCACUACUACAACUGGAGGUCUUACAAAAUAACAGCGAUGGAUCUGAUAGUGGUUCCUUGCUACAAACUAUGAAUCACACUCUUACUAUAUUUGGCUCUAGGCUUCUUAGGCAUUGGGUAACACACCCACUGUGUGAUCAAACCUUGAUCUCUGCCCGUCUUAAUGCUGUAUCUGAAAUCGCGGACUCUAUGGGAACUUGUAAUGGCAUGAAAAAUCUUGGAUGUUUCGAGGAAGAUUCUGAUGUAGCGAUUGUGCAGCCUCAGUUAGCACACAUGCUUUCAUUGGUUUUGAAAGCCCUGGGCCGGGCACCUGAUAUACAGCGUGGGAUUACAAGAAUUUUCCAUUGCACUGCUACCCCAUCUGAGUUUAUUGCCAUUAUUCAAGCUAUUUUGUCUGCUGGAAAACAGCUUCAGCAACUUAACAUAGGAGAGGGGGAUAACAAUAAUAAUAGUAAUAAAUUGUACUCUGGUUUGUUAAAGAAGUUAAUUUCAACCGCUUCCUCUGCAAAUGUUAUUGGUAAAGCAGCAAAAAUGUUGUCAUCUUUAAAUAAAGAUUCUGCUUAUAAAGGAGAUAUGGCAAAUAUGAUCGUUGCAACCGAGGGACAAUUUCCAGAGGUAUUUACAGCUCGAAAGGCUUUUCAGAUGGCAACGGAACAAUUAGAUCCAUUGAUUGGCUUGUACCGCAAACGGCUUGGAAUGCGAAAUUUGGAAUAUAUGUCUGUUUCUGGUGUAACUCACUUGAUAGAGUUAUCAUCUGAUGUAAAAGUUCCUUCAAAUUGGAUUAGGGUAAAUAGCACAAAGAAAACAAUCCGGUAUCACCCUCCUGAAGUAGUGACAGCAUUGGAUGAGUUAUCAUUAGCAAAAGAGAAGCUUACUGUUGCCUGCCGAGCUGCAUGGGACAGCUUUCUGAGGGACUUUAGUAAACAUUAUGCUGAGUUCCAAGCUUCUGUUCAAGCACUAGCUGCUUUAGAUUGUCUGCAUUCACUCGCCACUCUUUCAAGAAAUAAGGGUUAUGUCUGCCCUGGUUUUGUAGACGAUGAUGAGCCUGUUCAGAUACAAUUUUGUUCUGGUAGACAUCCGGUUUUGGAGACCACCUUGCAAAAUAAUUUUGUCCCAAACGAUACAAAAUUGCAUGCUGAUAGAGAGUAUUGUCAGAUUGUCACUGGACCCAAUAUGGGAGGGAAAAGCUGUUAUGUUCGCCAAGUGGCUCUGAUCACUCUCAUGGCUCAGGUUGGCUCUUAUGUUCCAGCAUCAUCAGCAAAAUUACAUGUCCUUGAUGGGAUCUACACUCGGAUGGGUGCUUCUGACAGUAUUCAGUUAGGAAGAAGCACUUUCCUAGAAGAAUUAAGCGAGACUUCACACAUACUUCAUAGAUGUACAGAACGUUCAUUGGUUAUACUUGAUGAGCUUGGGAGAGGUACAAGCACACAUGAUGGCAUGGCCAUUGCUUAUGCGACACUACAUUAUCUUCUCAAGCAGAAGAAAAGCUUGGUCCUCUUUGUCACUCAUUAUCCAAAGAUUGCCAGUCUGGAAACUGAAUUUCCAGGCUCUGUAGCAGCAUAUCACAUGUCACAUAUGAUGUCACAUAUGACGUCACGUGAUGAUUCAAGUAAAAACUCCAAUGAUCAUGAAGAUGUCACUUAUUUAUAUAAGCUCGUACCUGGUGUUUCGGAGAGGAGUUUUGGUUUUAAGGUUGCCCAGCUUGCACAGUUACCACCACAUUGCAUUAGCCGAGGUAUUGUCAUGGCUUCCAAAUUAGAAUCACUAGUAAACAGUAGAUUACAUGGUAGAUCAGGAAAGUUGUUGUUGUUGGAAGCACCGGCUAUUGAUCAAGAGCCAGAACCACAUGAUUGUCCAAUUCAAGACUUUGACAGUGCUUUUAAGGAAUUCUAUUCAAACUUAAAAUCUUCAAUACUAGAAGAUGACCGUGCAAAAAGCUUUCAACUUUUAGAGAAUGCUAGAAGCAUUGCAAAGACAUUAAUUAGCCAGUGA